AUGACUUCGCUAGAAGUCACAAUCAUUCAUUUCACUUUAAUACAUCAAGUUAAAUUGAAACUUGAAAAAAUUGUUUUCUUGCAGUUUUCCUUACAAGAUGAUCAGAUCUUCAUUGUAGGGGUGGAGGAGUACAGACUCAGCAGCCUAAGCGUCGCGUCCACCAAACCUACGAAGAGCCAGAGCAACGGGUCCGUUGUGCCCACCGACCCAUCGACAAGCCAGAGCAUUGGGUUUACGGAGCCUCCGACGAGCCAGAGCACCGGGUCCACCGACCCUCCGACGAGCCCGACCACAGGGUCUACCGACACUCCGACAAGCCAGAGCACCGGGUCCACCGAACCCCCGACUACGGUACCUCUUCCAGUCAGCACCAUACAAGGCAUCUACACCCCAGACAAAGUGGUGUACAAGCUAACUAUGCCUCUUACUGUAAACCAGACAUAUGAUGAAGGCAAGAAAGAGGUGUACAGAAGUGAAUUCAAACGAGUGCUCAAUACAGCCUAUCAAAAUCUCACAGGAUUCCUGAGUGUUCAAAUCAACGACAUAAGGGAGGGCAGCGUGAUCUGUGACCACACCGUCAACUUUGACACCAGUGACAUUCAACAAGGCGCCAAUAAUUCUGUUGCCGCCAUAGCAACCACCAUACAAAGGGAGAUCAAUCAGACAGUUGUGCCUUACCUAAGUCAGGAGUCUAUUGCGAAUGGAUCCGUAAUUAUAGAGAAGUUUGACACUGCUUUGAAGACAGCAACCAGCGAGGCUGUGCGAGACCCUUGUAAGACUGUUGAUCUUGGAUGUUUCCGGGGCUAUAGCUGCCUCUCGUCACGUGACGGCGUCGUCUGCCAAUCAGAUUGUAAGACAGAAGAGGCCCAGGCGAAAUGCGGGAUGCUCGAGAUAUGCGCACUGAACGAUGGAAGAGUUACCUGUGUUUUAGAGAGGAACAAAAUCAUUGCCAUCUGCGUGGGAGCUGGUGGGGGCGGUGUCCUCGUCUUGGUAGCUAUCAUCGUCAUCCUUACCUGCAAACUACGGAAGUCCGAGGGUUUGAAAACAUCCGAAAGUGGCCAUAAUGAGGAUAUACCUCUAAAAGUGCUAGCCAGUGAAAACAAUGACCAAAUGCCUGACCAGGGGUUACGGGGCUUACCCUAUGAAACCGAUGGACGACCGAGUGCGAGGCCGGACCAUUGUGAACGCCGGUAUUCAUAUAAUAAUGAGGGAUACUUCCACGAAAAUUCACCCUCUGGGAGACAGAGAGUUAACUCGGAGAUUUACGUACCUAGUGCACAUGAGCCUCAGCAUUACGAGGGCGUGGACGAGAAAACUCUGGCGCAUAAUUUACUAUCGAUACAACCAGUGGGAAGGUUCACCAUAGAGAGACCUAAGCUGAGACUUUAAAAGACGACUGACCAAUCGCCGUAAGUUGGACAUUGUGCAAGGAAGUUUGACAGUUUGGCAGUGUCAGAUAUUCUAGUAACCUUUCCCACUAGUACAUUGUCAAGCGCGUACCUUACCAACUGCAACAGCUGACAUAUGUAUAUUUUAUAUACUGAACUAUUUUAUAUGAUCAAGCUGCAAGCCAUAAAUAUGCGAAACAUAUUUUCUGUGAUCCUUGAAACAGAACACAAAUUGCUAUUAGAACCGAAUGUUCACAGACUCAUGUCCAAUCAUAAAUCCAGAAAGAUUAUAUGUAUACGUAUUCCUCAUGUAGGUAAUUAUUGAUUUUAUUUUAUAAGGAACUAGUAUAAGAUUAACCUUAUAAGACACAGAAUUAAGUAAGUUUAUGAAGGUGCUGAAUUUUUUUUUUAUGAAUGUAUAUAUUUUUUGGCAUUUUGAUAUAACCAUUAUUGGCUUUAUCAGUGUCGCUUUAAUUUUGUAUUCGCGCCUUUUAUUACGUUUUUCUUGCCCUGUGUGAAUUAUGACUUCCGCUCUAUGUUUGUCUGCUUUAUUUAAUAUGUGGUCAUAAAACAAGAAAUACUGACAGAGAUGAAUUGAACAAUAACAAAACCUUUAUCAGAGGACAACUUUAUUGUCACCGUAGUCCAUGUUCGGUAAAAAAAGCAGUUAUAUAUUUCGGAUGGCUCGUUGAAUGUCUGGUCCAAUAUAUUCAUUAACUGUCAGUAUUAUGUGUUCAUGGUUAGGCAUUGAUCCAUUCCUAUCAGAAAAAUAUAUUAGGCUACGACAGUGUAUAUGGAUGUUUUGUUCAUUUACGAGGGAAAUAGAUGGAAAUUUUAUGUAAAUGGACAAUGGGUGGGCCACGUAGCCAAGUGUGAACGAAUACCAUUAUAAG
Messenger RNA from Liolophura sinensis, 2281 nucleotides. RefSeq lists its product as uncharacterized. The record is from RefSeq and is a predicted model, not a curated record. Lineage: Eukaryota; Metazoa; Mollusca; Polyplacophora; Chitonida; Chitonidae. The coding region runs from base 1 to 1389 and encodes 462 amino acids. The transcript has 12 exons.